Messenger RNA from Sitodiplosis mosellana (orange wheat blossom midge), 2492 nucleotides. RefSeq names its product DNA-dependent metalloprotease SPRTN-like. The transcript has 5 exons. Gene Ontology annotation, molecular function: single-stranded DNA binding; polyubiquitin modification-dependent protein binding; metalloendopeptidase activity. The record is from RefSeq and is a predicted model, not a curated record. Gene Ontology annotation, cellular component: nucleus. Gene Ontology annotation, biological process: DNA repair. The coding region runs from base 198 to 2318 and encodes 706 amino acids. NCBI's taxonomy places the organism in Eukaryota, Metazoa, Arthropoda, Insecta, Diptera, Cecidomyiidae.
CGUCAAUUGCGAAAAAUCGCCAUCUGGUGUUUGAUUUGUAAUCGUGUGUCAAUAUUGAAUGUUUUUGUUUUGUAUUCAAACAUUCACCAUAACCUCAAAAAGCGCGCUGAGUUACGUCAAAACGAAACAACAAAUGCUGUCACAACAACGCUCACUCACAGAAUGAUUUAAAUUUCGCAACAACAAGAAAAAAAAAAAUGGCACACGACGAGGAUUAUCUAUUUGCGUUGCAAUUGCAAAAUCAAUUAGAUGCUGAAGAGGAGACUGCAGCAAAUGACUGGUCCGCUCCAAUUGGUUGUAACAAGCGAAAAAACGAAGAAGUUGACAAUGUAUUGAAUGCAACACAGAAUCUCGUACAUCCAGACUGGGAAAAUAUUGACCCAACACCGGACAUUUUUUCGCUGUUCGGACAGUUUGACAUCAAGUUUUUCCAGAGAAAGUUGCAGUGCGUUGAAUUGGAAUGGAGCAAACGCAUGUAUCAGUGCGCGGGAAUAUGCUAUCAACGUCGCAACGGUUUGGGUAUAUCAAUCAUAAUUCGACUCAGCGAACCGUUGUUGAAGCUACGCAGUCGACGUGAUUUGAUUGAAACAAUGCUGCAUGAGAUGAUUCACGCUUAUUUGUUUGUUCUCAACAUUCGCGAAGGAAAUGGUGGCCAUGGACCAAAUUUCAAACGAAUCAUGGAGAGCAUCAAUCGAACAGCCGGUACAAAUAUCACCGUUUAUCACACAUUCCACGAUGAGGUUGCAUUGUACAAAACACACAUUUGGCGUUGCAAUGGCAUUUGCCAGCAUCGAAAGCCGUUUUAUGGCUGGGUCAAGCGUACGUCAAAUCGAGCGCCCGGGCCAAAUGAUAAUUGGUGGGCAAAACAUCAUGAAACAUGUGCAGGCACAUUCGUCAAAGUAUCGGCACCGGAACCAAAGACAAAAGCGAAGAAAGCUAAAGUGGAAGAUAAUAAAUUGCCAAAAAUAACCGACUGGUUGAACUCGUCAAAAACAAAUGCCAUUCCAUCAAAGGGAACAACUACAAAUCCACCAUCGGCUAGACCGGCUGGUGGUGGUUUCACAAAAAUGAACGGCGGCGGCACUGUUGUUCUUAAACCAACUGCCAAAAAUCAAACUUCAACACAAACCACUUUGGACAAUGUAGGCAGCAUUUUGAGCAGCGUCUCGGAUGCGACGGCUGGCGGUAAUCUGCGUAACGUUGUUGGUUUUCGUGAUUUGAAUGAUUCGGGCACAGGCACAAGCGUUAUUCAAAGACCGACAUUCCAAUCGGGUGGCUUUGUACUCGGAUCGUCAUCUGUCAACACGUCAUCGACCGUUUCACCGUCCGAAAAUAUUCGAAAUUUUUGGGCAAAUAAGUUUAACGACAAGAAAAAUGACCCAUCCGAAUCCAAAUCCCAAGCCGAUCGGCCCACCAAAAAACCGAAGGUCAUCGAAUCGACAAGUGCUUGGGAAGAAAUUGAUGAUGACAUCCUGAUCCAUUCAGUUCAAAACACAGUCAUUGAAAUUGAUGAUGGCAGCAAUGAUGGGUUUGAUGCUGGUGCUGUCGCAACUGUGAUACAGUCCACAAAUGAAACCAAGCCGAAAAUCUCAAUAAAAAAAGAACUGUUGGAUGAUUUGGGCGAAGAAGAUGAAAAUAUUGAAAUGAUUGAUGGCGAAUUUGAUGAUACGCUUAACGAAAGCUUGGACAUCCUAACUGACACCACGGUUAUCGAUGAGAUUUUCGGUACCGACACACUGAUGUCCGAUUUCAAUAACAUCAACAAUGUUGUGAUGAGUGAUCCGGAAAAUGUGGGCAAUUCAAAUAUGGAAAUUGUAACGUGUCCAAUUUGCGAAGACCAAAUGGCUCGAGGCGAACUGACUUGUCAUUUGGACGGUUGCAAUGGUAUUACAGUUAAAGUGAAUCCGCGGAAACGAGGCGUUAAGACGAAAGCAUUACCAUUCUAUAAGAACCAUGUGAAACCAUCGACAAGCCAAUCGUCAGUUCAGUCGAAAGCACGUAUCGAUCAAAACGAGCGCGAGUUGUUGCUUCAAGCCGGCUAUACACAAGAGCAAAUCGAUCGCUUGAAUGCCGAAACUCGUGAAGCCAAAGAAUACAACGAUCGAAUUAUGGACGAAUUGGCACAAGAUGAGCGUCAGCGACGUACCACAUCCGUCAUAACACAGCACACGACAAACAACGAAAUGGAAACGAUUACACUUGAUGACGAAAGCAACAGUCCCGUACCUGAAAAACUCCCGUGUCCUGUAUGCAACACACUAGUUGAUGCGAAUCAAAUUAAUCAGCACUUGGAUGAAUGUCUUCAAGGAAAUGUUUAAACCAUUCAUACAUUCACAUCUCCGAUCUGAUGCGCCAAUCAAUUCACCAUCGCCUUACAAUACACAUUACCGUCUCGUUUGAACAAAUACAUUUAAGAUUCUCAUGUUUUUUUCUCUCUUUGUAACAAUGUCAAAUAAAAUACACAAUCGAUUUAAAUAAUGUUUUCCGUAAAA